Messenger RNA from Daldinia loculata, 1034 nucleotides. Its product is annotated as DNA replication complex GINS protein PSF3. Bases 195 to 761 code for a protein of 188 amino acids. The transcript is spliced from 2 exons. The record is from RefSeq and is a predicted model, not a curated record. Gene Ontology annotation, cellular component: GINS complex. NCBI's taxonomy places the organism in Eukaryota, Fungi, Ascomycota, Sordariomycetes, Xylariales, Hypoxylaceae. Gene Ontology annotation, biological process: mitotic DNA replication initiation.
GCGCGAUCGCGCCUUCGGAAAGAUUACACGUGCGCGCUUGCGCGCACGUAAAAACGGCCCGCGAGCUUGCGAGCGGCCGUUUUGAUAAAAUUUUAAGUACAACUAAUAAGUGCAUAAUCAUGUAACUAAGGUAUGUUAUUUUAUCGAGAAAUGAAGAAGCAUCUUCCAUCCACUUCUAAGGGCGUACGCACAACAUGUCCUAUUACGACAUAGAUGCGAUACUUACUGAUGCUGAAAAAGUUCCUUGUAAAUUCGAGCUCGAGGUACCCGAACUCGGUUAUCUCGACAACAACCCUUCGCAACCGUUAAAGACCGGCACCUCGGUCGGCCUGCCGCUAUGGCUUGCCGAACCUCUUGCUCUCACGAGUAGGUCGCCAGGCAGUUCAGAAGAAGGUUCAAGUUCGUUUGUCUCCCUCGACCUCCCUUCUUCGCUAUCCAAUGAGGUCAUGUCUGCCUUAAAAGCCGAUCCCCGAGCCGUACCCCUCCGCGACCAAUCCCAGAAUUUCUACGGCCUCGGAACCCGCAUGCUCGAUGUCUUCGAAGAAGGGGAGAUAUGUGCAAUCCUCCGGAAAACCUUCGUUACGAGAGCCACUGAUAUCGCCCUCCACGCUAGGAAAGCUGGCGCCACCGAAGAUAUGGGCGUCGGCACUGGUGAAGAAUUCUUGAGAGGGUUAGAAGAAUGGGAGAGGAAGCUGUUUAGGAAAGCUCAUGAGGGUACUAAAGGGGCUAAAGAAUGGAUGGAACGCGUUAAGAAGCAUUGAUGGUCUAACCAGUUUUCUCCAAUGUACGAUGGCACAGUGGAAUGUUAUCUACUUGGAUAGAUUGCAAGAUGGCUUCUAUUACGUGAAACUAUUGGUAUGAUUAUUAUGAUAUUUGUAACAUCACCAUCUUGUGGUCAGUACCAUAUCAACUUGGCUAUAGGGAGGCCUAAAUAUCAUAUAUAUCGUACGUUCGACAAUUGUCUUUUACUAGGUAGAAUAACCGAAAUCACCAGGUAAGUAAGUGUUGUGAUGUAGAUUCAGUAUUAAUUUAAU